This is a messenger RNA of Asparagus officinalis (garden asparagus), 1842 nucleotides long. RefSeq names its product probable serine protease EDA2. Gene Ontology annotation, cellular component: vacuole. Gene Ontology annotation, biological process: proteolysis. The coding region runs from base 125 to 1630 and encodes 501 amino acids. The transcript has 14 exons. Gene Ontology annotation, molecular function: dipeptidyl-peptidase activity; serine-type exopeptidase activity. NCBI's taxonomy places the organism in Eukaryota, Viridiplantae, Streptophyta, Magnoliopsida, Asparagales, Asparagaceae. The record is from RefSeq and is a predicted model, not a curated record.
AAAAAAAAAGAAGGCUUUGAGGUGGGGUGAUAAUUCUCAAAUCCCGACCGUCAUUCUUCUCCGAAGUCUCGCCCUAAAUCCCUAACCCUACGGCACCCGAGCCCGAGGGAGGCGUACGAAGACGAUGGCUUCUUUCUUCCCGCCUCCGCUUCUCGUUAUUUGCUUACUGGGAUCGUUGUCCUGCCCGCGCUCGCUCGGCCUCGGGUUUGGUGGACUCCGCCUUCCUCCCGAAACCGACAGCAGCGGCAAGUACCUCACCCAGGACGAGCGCUGGUUCAAGCAGACCCUCGAUCACUUUUCCCCAACUGAUCAUCGCCAGUUCAGGCAGAGGUACUACGAAUUCCGUGAUCAUUUUCAAGCCCCCGAUGGGCCCGUCUUCUUGAAGAUAUGCGGGGAAUCCGCCUGCCCCGGGAUUGCUAACGACUACCUAUCCGUGCUGGCGAAGAAAUUCGGCGCCGCUGUUGUCUCCCUCGAGCAUCGCUAUUACGGGGAAAGCUCUCCCUUUGAAUCCCUGACGACGGAAAACCUGAGGUUUUUAUCCUCGAAGCAGGCGCUCUUUGACCUGGCAGCUUUCCGCCAGUACUAUCAGGAAUUCUUGAAUGCAAAAUACAAUAGGUCAAAAGUUGAAAAUCCCUGGUUUGUUUUUGGAAUUUCCUACUCUGGAGCACUCAGUGCUUGGUUCCGAUUGAAAUUCCCUCAUUUGACAUGUGGGAGUCUUGCAAGCUCUGCAGUUGUUCUUGCUGUUUACAACUUCACCGAAUUUGACAAGCAGGUUGGGGAGUCCGCUGGCGCUGAAUGUAAACCGGUGCUUCAGGAAAUAACUGCACUUGUUGAGGAGCGACUUCUGUCUGAUAGAAAAGCAGUGAAAGAUUUGUUUGGUGCAGCUACGCUUGAGAAUGAUGCGGACUUCUUAUACUUGCUGGCUGAUGCUGCAGCUGAAGCGUUUCAGUAUGGACAUCCGGAUGUUCUGUGCUCCCCACUUGUUGAUGCCAAGAAGACCGGCCAGGACCUAGUGGAAGCAUAUGCUGACUAUGUGAGAAAUUACUAUCUUGGAAGCUUUGGUGUAUCUGUUCAAUCUUAUGACCAGCAGCACUUGAAGAACACAUCUGUAGGUAAAGAGGAUGGUGAUCGAUUAUGGUGGUUCCAAGUUUGCACUGAGGUUGCAUAUUUCCAAGUGGCACCAAAAAAUGACAGUGUCCGCUCUUCAAAGAUUGAUACGAGGUACCAUUUGGAUCUGUGUAAAAAUGUUUUUGGAGAGGGAGUGUACCCCAACGUGUUUAUGACAAACAUAUACUAUGGAGGCACCCAAAUUGCUGGUUCCAGGAUAAUCUUCACUAAUGGUUCACAAGACCCAUGGCGCCAUGCUUCCAAGCAGCAAUCUUCUCCUGACAUGCCUUCUUAUAUUGUUGAUUGCCAUAAUUGUGGACAUGGUAGCGAUUUGAGGGGAUGUCCCCAAUCUCCUUUAAACAUUGAAGGUAAUGGGGAAAACUGUACAUCUGUUGAAGCAUUAGCGAAAGUGAGACAGAAGAUCAUUGAGAAAAUUGACUUAUGGCUUUCAGAAUGCCAAUCAGAACCUGAUGACGACGAGCCUGAUUUCUUUGGAGCGAAAAGGGUGACCUUUGCUAUGUAAAUAUCACUCCCAUCUUGCAAGACAUUUCUGGAUGUAUUUGUUAAUAAUUUCUCCUUUUUACGCUAAGAGUAGUCUGGGAGCUCAAACAUUAAUCAUUAUUCUAUAGGAGAGACAUGAGCCGAGUAAUUUUGUGUUGCAGUCCACCAGUGCAUGUAUAAUCCUGUAUAUGAACACGUCAUGUAUUUUAAGGUAAUAAUUUGCUGAUGAUGCAA